Messenger RNA from Ziziphus jujuba (common jujube), 3844 nucleotides. Its product is annotated as pentatricopeptide repeat-containing protein At5g39710. Bases 244 to 2892 code for a protein of 882 amino acids. Gene Ontology annotation, molecular function: protein binding. Lineage: Eukaryota; Viridiplantae; Streptophyta; Magnoliopsida; Rosales; Rhamnaceae. The transcript is spliced from 2 exons. The record is from RefSeq and is a predicted model, not a curated record.
ACUCAAGAGAUCCUGAAUUAGUUUUUGUAACUGAGUAUCAAUCUUCACUGACUUUUUUGUUGGCUUACAACCCCAAAUAAAAAAGCUAAAAAAAGAAAAAAAAGGAAAAUUAGAAAUACUUAUUUCUGUUUACAUGAAAAAUGGUAUCGAGCUCAAACUGAUCUUAACGAAGCUGGGAUAUUUGGGCCACAAAAGUUCGGUCCACAACAAGUCAUUUAAUAACCAACCCGACCCGCAUUCCAAAUGCCUCGUUUGGCUCUUCCAUUUGCUUUCUUCCCUCUCCCCUCGCCAUUGUCCCCCAAAGCCCCAAAUCCAGCUCCACAUUUGGCCAGAAACCGACGAUCUCCGGCGACUGCCUCAUGUCCGGCAAUGCGGCGUCGUCUUCACAACACUCUUCAGGUACAUUAUCACAGCCUUAACUUCUCCCAAAGCUCCCAGAGCUUUGAUCAUUUAACUCAGUUUUUGCCUCUUGCUUAUUCCAACUCGAAUUCUUUUUGCUCUGUGAACCCUAAUGAGCGUCGUAGAAUAACUGUUGGAUUGUCUAAGAUAAUCAAACACCCUCAAAAUCAUGUCUUGAUGGGAUUUUCUAGAGAAUUUUGCCCAUUCCUUCUUGCUAAGAUCAUUACACUAUUGGAGAACCGAGAGACCGCUUUUGCAUUCUUUAAAUUCGUGUUUAGGGAUGACUCUGUUGAGAUUGUAAGGUCCUGUUGCAUCACCGCGCAUGUUUUGGCUGCGCAGCAUCUUCGGUACCUCUCACAAGAUGUUGUUUCUUGUGUGAUGAAGAGGAUUGGAGUGUGUAGAAGUAGAGAAUUGGUGGAAUUUAUGUGGGCAGGUCACUUUGAGUACGAGUCUGAUUUUUCUGUCCUCGAUACGCUUAUGCGGUGUUUCUUGAAUGCGGAAAUGGUUACUGAGGCAUUGGAUGUUUUGGGUAAAAUGAGGGUGGCAGGAAUGAGACCGAGUGCAACAGCAAUUGUGAUUACAUUUAAGCUGUUGCUUAGAAUUGGUGAUUAUGGUAGCGUGUGGAAGUUGUUUAGGGAUAUAGUCCGCAAGGGGCCUAGACCAUCCAAUUAUGUGUUUAAUACAUUAAUUCUUGGGUUUUGUCGAAAAGGAUGUCUUAGAAUUGGAGAGAGUUUGUUGCAUGUGAUGGAAAAAUUCAGGUGCAAACCUGAUGUUUUUGGUUAUAACAUUGUGAUCAACGCUAAUUGCUUGAGGGGGCAGACUUCAAAUGCUUUUGAGUGGAAGCGUGUCAUGAUUCUAAGUGGUUGUAAACCGAGCACAGUUACGUAUAAUACACUCAUAAGUGCCUUAUGCAAGGAGGGAAAAGUAGUGGAAGCGAGGAAGUUAUUUGAUGAAAUCCUUGAUGAGGGUGUUUCUAUAAAUGCUGCAAUAUACAAUACCAUGAUGGAUGGAUAUGUUAAGGCAAGAGAAAUUGGUCAGGCAAAAAUUCUUUUUGAAGAAAUGAGGAGCAAGGGUAUAUCUCCUGACAGCAUAACAUUUAAUAUCUUGCUUGCUGGUCAUUACAAGUAUGGAAGGGAAGAGGAUGCAGAUAGGUUGUUAGAGGAUUUAUCCGUAUCUGGAUUGUUUCCCGAUAGUUCAUUAUGUGAUAUUUCAGUUGCACGUUUGUGUUGGGCAGGUCAAUUGGAUAAAGCCUUGGAACGUUUAGAGAAUAUGCUGGAGAAAGGAUUUCCUCUAACUGUGGUUGCUUUCAAUUCAAUUAUUGCAGCUUAUAGCAGGGCAGGAUUGGAAGAAAAAGCCUAUAAGGCCUAUAGAAUUAUGAUUAAAUUUGGUUUCAUGCCAUCAUCUUUGACAUGUAGUUCUUUGCUUAUGGUUUUGUCCAAGAAUGGGAGGCUAAGUGAGGCCAGAGAAGAAUUGUGUAUGAUGAUAGAGAAUGGUUUUUCUAUUAACAAAGUGGCUUUCACAGUGCUUUUGGAUGGAUAUUUGGGGAUAGGGGACUUGGGUGGGGCACAAAGUUUAUGGCAUGAGAUGAAAGUAAGAGGAAUUUUUCCUGAUGCUAUUGCCUUUGCAGCCUAUAUUAAUGGACUCUCUAAAGCAGGUUUGAUGGACGAGGCAUUUAACAAGUUUUCAGAGAUGUCGAGAAGGGAAUUUGUCCCUAAUAAUUUUUCAUAUAAUUCUUUAAUUUGUGGGUAUUGUAACAGUGGGAUGCUGAACAAGGCAUUGAAAUUAGAGAAAGAGAUGUGGCAAAAGGGUCUUCUACCAGAUAUCUUUACCGCCAAUAUUAUCAUUAAUGGGUACUGUAAGCAGGGAGGAAUGAAGUUUGCAAUUGAUUACAUGUAUCGGACCGGGUUGACUCCAGAUAUUGUUACUUAUAACACUUUAAUUGGGGGUUAUUGCAAAGCACUUGACAUGAUUAGUGCUGAGGAAUUAGUGAAUAAAAUGUAUGCCUGUGGAUGGGACCCAGAUAUCACAACCUAUAAUAUAUGCAUCCAUGGUUUUUGUAGCAGUCGGAAAAUAAAACAAGCUGUUAUGAUACUGAAUGAACUUGUUUCGGCAGGUGUUGUUCCGAACACAGUAACAUACAACACCAUGAUAAAUAGUAUCUGUGGAGACAUAAUGGAUUGUGCUUUGAUUUUAACUGCAAAAUUGCUUAAGAUGGCCAUCACUCCAAAUGUAGUUACUACGAAUAUAUUGUUGUCACACUUCUGCAGCCAGGGGAUGCCUGAGAGGGCCUUGAUGUGGGGACAGAAGUUGAGGGAGAUUUCCAUUGAUUUUGACGAAAUUACUGCUAGAAUACUAGAUAGGGCUUAUUACAAUAAACAAAAAAUUGCUUUAAAUUCAAAAGAUCCAUCUGGAAAAAGCAUGUUUCUGGAUUCUCUCAUGCACAUUACAUAUGAUUAUUUUGGUAGAAAUCAACCUUACAGAGAAAUAAGCUAGAAUCCUCUUAAACCAAUUGCAGUGGUUUUAGCGGGUUGUAAGUUGAGUUGCCAUUGAUUUAGCACUUCAGUUCUUGUUGUUUAGCACCAUGUAACACGAGUGAAUAUUGUUCCGGUUGCGAAUUUUUUAUGCAAUUGGAGCAAUGAUGUACAAGUAGCCGCAGUGGGGUAAUGAGAGAAAAGAAGCUUGGUUGAAGUGGUUUUGACUUUUUACAGAUAUUUGUUACUGCACGUGGAAAGAAGUGAAAAAAAGACGAAAAGCAAUGGUAACUAGAGGAAAAGAGAAGUGAGGCUGAUGAUAUGACAAAAGAUGCAACAGUCUGCAGUUGUUUUGAUGUUAUGUACCUCUAUAAAUCGGAACCCUCCAGGUAAUUGAAAUUGAAGUAGUUGGAUGUAAACUGUAAAAACCUGCCAAUCUCUAACAUGUAAGGAUGAUCCGUUUUUGAGUUGGUUUUUUUGGUUCUUAUGGAAUUACCCCUUGGUGCUCACCUUCUUUCCUGGAAAUUGUUUAGGCAACCAGCAUUUCUCCAGUGUACUUUAAUGUAUAAUAGAAACAACUGGUGUACAUCAUACACUGUAGUUCAUUUGAAAGCAACUCCAAGUCAAAUUGCUUGAUAUGUAGAGAUAUGAUACAUCAGGCCACUGAGUGGAUUAUAACUUUGCUCCAUGAUAAUCAAUCAACAGCAGUAGGCUUGUUUGUCUCUUGACAAGAACCUAGGACUGACAAUGAACAUGACUGCUGAUAGUUUCUCUUUCAAGGCCGAACAGGGUGGUUACUGUAGUUCAUUGGCAGAAAAAUAUUUUGAUAGGUUGUAACCUUAUCUUUUGUAUAGCCACAGAGUUGCUGCAAAUUAUUGACACUGUAAAUUGUGAGUUUGAGACCUAUCAUUGUUUAUGAGAAUGUUAAUAUUUCUCUUCGAUUAUAUUUUUCAUAAUUUAACUUUCUGAUUAGA